This is a messenger RNA of Aspergillus nidulans FGSC A4, 1173 nucleotides long. RefSeq lists its product as uncharacterized. Bases 1 to 1173 code for a protein of 390 amino acids. NCBI's taxonomy places the organism in Eukaryota, Fungi, Ascomycota, Eurotiomycetes, Eurotiales, Aspergillaceae. The record is from RefSeq and is a predicted model, not a curated record. The transcript has 3 exons.
AUGGGCUCUACUACAGUCGCCUUCGAGCGGCUGCGUUCAGUCGGUAAACACCCUCUACGCUUCUACAUGAACGUUGCCAUCACAGCAAAUUACACCAUUCCAGAGACCUUUACUCUCUCGCUUAAGGAAUACAUAUACAAGGCUAUUGAAACCUUGAUCAAUCAACAUCCGAUCCUCUCCGCAAUCCCAAUAGGAGAAGACACAGACAAGCCUUACUUUGCGCGACUUCCUGAGAUCGAUCUAGCUCAGCCGAUUUCUUUCCAGAAGAGAGUCAAGGGUCUGACGCUGGACAAGCAUGACAGCGAAUUACAAACUUUGCUUCAGACGCAGCACGAUACCGGGUUCGCGGCGCCGUUGCCCUACUGGCGGCUCAUAGUACUGACUGAUGGCGAAUCGGAAAGACGCUUUACUGCGGUAUUCGUGUAUCACCAUGGCCUCGGCGACGUACUUCUGGACUCAAGUCUCUGGUCUGGAGGACCAUUUCAGCUACCGCUGAGCACUCAAGUACGAUUUCUUGUCCUAUCAGCCGCUCAGACCCUGGCACUUGUUAAAGUUUGCCGCGAGCACAGCACGACAGUCACCUGCACCGUCGAGACAGCAAUCGCGCGCUCGAUAUUUCCUCAUAUACCUGGAAAGUACACACGUGUCGUGGGUAGCAUACCGAUCACCCAGCGCCCGUGGCUUCCGGACACAAUCACAGAUGAAUCAAUGGGCGUCUACGUGCAGGAAAUGCCUGAAACAUUCGCGCGCGAGACAGUAACCCAAGAUACCUUUCCAUGGGACGAAGCACAGCGGGCGCGGCGAACAAUCACAAAAGAACUUGCUUUGGAGAGCAAAAAUACGACUGUUGGGCUCUUCAAAUAUGUCAAAGACUACCGCAAGGAUCUGUGCGAAUCAAAGAUUGGCAAACCAAGACCGGUGACGUUUGAGUUGUCAAGUCUUGGUGUUAUAAAGACGGAGGAUUGUGAGGAUACUUCUAUCCCGCAGAUGGGUGGGGUCAUCUUCACACAGAGCGCAAGUGUCAUUGGUGCUGCUAUGGAGUUCUCCCUUGUCACUGGUGCAGAUGGAUGUUUGGCGCUAGGAAUCUCGUGGCAACCCGGCGUGGUGGAGGAAGAUACAGUGCAGGUUGUGCUUGAUACGCUCGAGAAGGAACUACACCAUCUUUCGGGGUGA